Messenger RNA from Bactrocera dorsalis (oriental fruit fly), 1153 nucleotides. RefSeq names its product carbonic anhydrase 2. Gene Ontology annotation, molecular function: zinc ion binding; carbonate dehydratase activity. Gene Ontology annotation, cellular component: cytoplasm. The record is from RefSeq and is a predicted model, not a curated record. NCBI's taxonomy places the organism in Eukaryota, Metazoa, Arthropoda, Insecta, Diptera, Tephritidae.
GUGCAAGUAUUUCGCGAUCUGCAAUCAUGUCCGAAGGAUGAAAGCAAGAAGAUAGUGAACAAUUACCGCGAAAUUCAACAGCCACAUAAAGAUCCGGAAAUCUACUUCGCGCGCAAUGCCAAACCAAAGUCGAAAUUAUGAUCUGUUGCUGGGCAGCAAGACUAGAUGGACAAACAUGAACACACGCACCUUUACGUAUAUAUCACAAACCGACAAAGCAGACGGAAUUGAAGUGUUAAACAAAAUACAUAGCUCAGCAAGUCGCUUCUCACACGCAAAUAUAAUUUUACAUUGCAUGCCUGUAGUUGCAGUUAGGUUGGCACUUUCGAUGUACAUCCCACGUACACACACACACACCUAUAUAACGCUGUGUGCAUAGAUGUACAACCACCGACGCACUGGACUACCCAACACGGCUCUGUCACUGAGUCAUAUGUACUUUUUUUGAACACAUUAUUACACAUAUACCCACUUUGGCAUAUACCAUGUACGCAUAUUUGUAAUAAUCACCGCUAUAACUAAAAGCUAGCGUUUACUCGUGCGGCGAGUAUCUAAAUGCACAAACAACCAGCGGCAGCGGACCUGCAGUAUGCUUAUGAGUUAUCGUUUAUCGGUUGUUGUAUAACUAAAUUCUUUUUACUAAUAAAUAAUGUGAUUUAUCGUUGCAAGACAAGGCGCUCAUCGUGUGCUAUCUCCGGGUAUUACUUACCUCUAACUCUAAAAUACUGAUACAAGUUUUUCCUAAAUAAUAGUAUAUGCUACUUUUAUUUAAUUUUAUUAUAUUUAUAUAACUUGUUUAGGGUCUACAUAUAUGUAUAUAUCGAUACAUAUAUGUAUGUGUAGAAGCAAGCAAAAAGGUCUAAAAAAAAAUAAGAAACAAAAAAUCAUUCCUCAUAGUUAAGGAUUUGCAAUAUGGAAUUUUGUUAGAAUUAAUUUUUGUUUUAUUAAAUGUAUGUGUAUGUGUGACAUACCAUUUUAUCACUGUUUGUAUGUAAUAUAUAAAGCUUGUUACGAGGAAUUGUCAUAUUUUUAUAUUCUAAAGACAAAUAAGCAAAUGAUUUGUGCCGUUAGUACAUAAAUAUAUUUCCAAGAAAUAUAAAUAAAUGCUAAAGAAAAUAUUUAAUAUUAUAUAAAUAUAAAUGUAUGUAUGUAA